AUGGAGCAUGUCGUCGUAGGGCGCAGUGAGGCCUUUGGACAUUUCAUUGGCGAGUGCCAAAUCUAUAAAAAGCCUUCUGAACCAACCUGUAUCUUCGUCAAAUACCACGGAAAGCCCAUCUCUUCUCCCAGUACUAGCACAAUCUCAACCAAGCUCAUCAUCAUGCCCCAUCCCACCCAGCCCGAUAUCCAAUAUUUUCCUGACUACGAGAAGUACAAAUCCCGCUCCCAACGACGUCAAGCCACAGAAGAUCUUCCCACAACCCUACCAGUCGGAUUCCCCACCGAACUCAAGUCAUCUCUCGUAUGGCACGGAAAGGACAUCAACAACUCAACCGACUGGAUCUUCCAUCUCAACGAAGCUCAGCUUGACGAGAUAAACACCGCCUUGAAGUCCUUCCAGUCCCUCAACCUCCCCCUAGGCCACAUCAACCAAGCCACCUUCCCUCUGCCCAACCUCAAAACCCACCUACGAAGCCUAUCCAAAGACCUCCACACAGGACGAGGCUUCUUCAUCCUCCGCGGCCUCAACGUAGACAGAUACACCCGCGAAGAGAACAUCAUCAUCUAUUGCGGCGUCUCUGCCUACGUGGCUAAUCUCCGUGGCCGCCAGCAGGACCCGCACUUCACUAACGGCAAGUCCUUGGUGAUUUCGCAUAUCAAGGAUCUGACGCGCACUAAAGAUGCUGCGGAUGUAGGGGCCCCGUCCAAUACGGCUGAUAAACAGGUCUUCCAUACUGAUGGCGGCGAUAUUAUCUCCUUGAUUUGUCUCAACCCGUCGGUCCAGGGCGGCGAGAGCUAUAUCGCUAGUAGUUGGCUGAUCUAUAAUAUCCUGGCAAGGGAGCGUCCGGAUCUGAUUCAUACUCUGUCGGAGGAUUGGCCGUUUGAUGGCUUCGGCAACAAAACCCGCCCCUACACCCUCCGUCCCCUCCUCUUCUACCAGCCCGCCACAGCAUCCACCCCGGACCGCGUCAUCAUGCAAUACGCCCGUCGCUACUUCACCGGCUUCCAGGCUCAACCUCGCUCACCGGACAUUCCUCCCCUCACUGAAGCCCAGGCUGAAGCUCUCGAUGCGCUUCAUUUCCUGGCUGAGGAGAAUAGCGCUACACUAGACUUUCAAAAGGGUGAUAUCCAGUAUAUUAACAAUCAUAGUAUCUUUCAUGCACGGAAUGGGUUCGUGGAUGAGCCUGGGAAUGAGCGACAUUUGAUCCGGUUGUGGCUGCGCGAUGAAGAGUAUGGCUGGGAGACCCCAGAAAUGCUAAGGCCACGUUGGGAACAUGUUUAUAAAGACGUGAGGGAGGAGGACCAGGUGUUUCCUUUGGAGCCGAAUGUUCAUAAGUCGUUGGGGUCGUGAGUAUACACUAAGGAUCAAGGCGUGAAAUGAUUACAUUCAAUCAUGGCUGGAAUGAAACAUGUGAUUAUCCCUGACUUUACUAUUGCCAUUCAGCUGGGAUAGGCCAUUAGUUCCUUUUUCCAGCAAAU
Aspergillus welwitschiae is the source of this 1481-nucleotide messenger RNA. Its product is annotated as TauD/TfdA family dioxygenase. The coding region runs from base 1 to 1353 and encodes 450 amino acids. The transcript has 4 exons. Gene Ontology annotation, molecular function: oxidoreductase activity. The record is from RefSeq and is a predicted model, not a curated record. Lineage: Eukaryota; Fungi; Ascomycota; Eurotiomycetes; Eurotiales; Aspergillaceae.